Messenger RNA from Suillus paluster, 1165 nucleotides. RefSeq lists its product as uncharacterized. Lineage: Eukaryota; Fungi; Basidiomycota; Agaricomycetes; Boletales; Suillaceae. The coding region runs from base 1 to 828 and encodes 275 amino acids. The transcript is spliced from 5 exons. The record is from RefSeq and is a predicted model, not a curated record.
AUGGCCCAAAACAUCGCUUCAGCAAUCGACGACCUAAGGCUACAAUCCGUUCCCAAUACGAUCGACGAGCUCCCUGAAAUUCGUGGACCCUUGACAGCGUUCAACUCCAUUACUAACGGGCUUGCAGAUGUAUGGGCGUUUAUCUCUAUUUUGUCCAUCUUCCAUAUAUUCACCCUUGCAAACCGCGAUGAUGCUGUGUUCCGUCUGCUCAUGAAGAUCUUGGACGUCUAUGCUUUCAUAAUGGAAAAGGAGGUAUUAAGCAAGAUACGAUCCAUACUACUAGAGAUAUGUUUACGACCAGUACUUAAUGUCAUCCCUAACGUCCAUUCGCUUUUCCACGAAGCCCCCGUUGAACACCUCGACGUUGUUUACUGGUGCGACGGGAUUCUUGGUCAGGAUAUUCUCAUCGCCAGAUCGGCAUCCCUGCAAGAAAUACAGUACUGCAAUCCUUUGAGAGAGCCAACCCACGAAUUCCGCAUUGUCUACUUCACCAUCUUCUUAGACGGCAUAACUUCAAAAUGGGAGAGUCAAGAUAUGACUGGUACUUCAAGGACGAAAGUUUGGGAUUUUUGCCUAUGCACAACCCCGUCCCCGCUCCACAUUCGAGUCAACUCGGACCACAUCCAAGCUUGUACGUCAGGAAUAUGCAAGAAAUCAGCCAUGAACCGCGUCAUGGUGCCCAGUUUUGGAUCGUGGAGUGGACUCAAGCCCCUACCAGAAAAACAGCAUGGAUCCUACAAAGUCAUCAACACCCUCAAUGAUACGCACUGUAUGACAACACCACAAUUUGCUACAAUCAUCGAGGCCGUUCUCCCCGGUCAAGGCUGAAACAGGUGGAAAAGAGACUCCUGGAAAAGAUGUAUGUGAGCAAGGUACACGGUUAGGUAGGAUACCAUCGCACAAUCUCCGUGAUGAUCAGGAGGCAGUGAGGGAUAAGUACCACAAGUCAUGUGUUCCUUUUAGUAUCCUGAAGUUUCAACCAAUCACUGCUGAUAUCACGCAGGGAAUUACGCAGCUUAAUAAAUUCAUAUCAACAUUCACAGUGCAGAAGUUGAUGAGUGGCCAUGAGGGAAGUAUAUGCUCCAGACAUCACUGAUCGAUGAUCCUCCAACGGUUUUUCUUUUUUGUGUAUGUAAGUAGUCUGCACUCCACACAAACAAAAUAU